This is a messenger RNA of Manihot esculenta (cassava), 1059 nucleotides long. RefSeq names its product NAC domain-containing protein 53. Gene Ontology annotation, molecular function: DNA binding. The record is from RefSeq and is a predicted model, not a curated record. The transcript is spliced from 3 exons. Gene Ontology annotation, biological process: regulation of DNA-templated transcription. NCBI's taxonomy places the organism in Eukaryota, Viridiplantae, Streptophyta, Magnoliopsida, Malpighiales, Euphorbiaceae. The coding region runs from base 72 to 869 and encodes 265 amino acids.
CUCGUCUCAGUUCGAAAUUUGAAUUUGUUAAUUUGGCUCCGAGGAGAGUUUACAUAGAAAUAAUCAGGAGAAUGUAUAGUUCUGAAAAAGAAGGGCGUGUUAUUCCAUGUGGGUUUAGGUUUAGCCCUACAAAUAUUGAGCUGGUACAGUUUUAUUUGAAGAACAAGAUAUUGGGUUGGGAAUUUCCUUUUGAUUUAAUCCCAAUCGUUGAUGUUUUUGCUUCCAGCCCUGAUAAUCUUCCUCUAAAUGAAUUCAACUGUGGACAGCCAAAUGGAUAUUGGUACUUCUAUUCCAAUAGAAGAAAAGGCAAGAUUUUAACGGACGAUGGUUAUUAUGCACUCUCUUCACAUAGGACCAUCAUUGACGGGAAGAAACUCAUUGGGUUUGUAAGGACAUUGGACUUCUACAAUGGAAAGCCACCUAGAGGAACCAAAUCUCAAUGGACUAUACAUGAGUAUAGAGUCAAUGCUGAUACGAUCAAAGUUAAUGAAGAUGACAUCAUUAUGAAAGAGAAGAUCUCGAAUUUUGUUGUCUGUAAACUUGUUAAAAAGGGAAUUUAUAAGCCGGAAUCCUCAGAGGAAGAGAAUAUUUUCAGCGGCAAGGAUAGUCUCAGUGAUAAGAAUCAGCAUAAUCAGAGUGGCAGAGAAAGUGAAGGGUCUAAUUUCUCAAUGAAAGAUAAUAAGCAGAAUUCAAAAGGCAAUAACAGUCUCAGUGAUGAGGAUAAGUAUAGUCAGAGCAAUACCAUAUUAUCACAGGAGAAAGUUGAGAAGUUAAAGUACUCAAGAGAUGACAAGGAGAAUUCAGAGGAUGACCGAGAAAAGAAUGAUAUCAUUAUAUCACAAGCCAAUGAUGCAGCACCCAAGUCCUAGGGUGCAGGAGAUGACGGGGAAAGAAAUUGAGAUGGAAAUUUUUCAUUUCUAGAAAGCUCUAUAAUUAAGUUUCCCACUAGAUAGAAUUUUGCAAAGUAUAUGUUCAUUAGUAUCACUUUACAUUUGAUUUGUUAGUAUAACGACUGAAGGGAUUUACCAAAUGGACUGCCAUAUCUUCCAUCGUACUAAU